Messenger RNA from Colletotrichum fioriniae, 621 nucleotides. RefSeq lists its product as uncharacterized. Gene Ontology annotation, molecular function: pectate lyase activity. The record is from RefSeq and is a predicted model, not a curated record. NCBI's taxonomy places the organism in Eukaryota, Fungi, Ascomycota, Sordariomycetes, Glomerellales, Glomerellaceae.
AUGAAGAUCAGCAAGGUCGAAGCCGACUACGGCGACGCCAUUACCAUCCAGCUAUCCAAGAACGUAUGGGUAGACCACUGCGACUUAUCUGCUACCCGCGACGGCGAUAAGGACUUCUAUGAUGGGUUGACUGACCUCUCUCACGCCGCUGACUGGGUCACCAUCUCUCACACGUACUUCCAUGACCACUCCAAGGGCUCUCUGGUUGGCCACUCUGACAGCAAUGCCGCCGAGGAUACGGGAACUCUCCACGUCACCUAUGCGAACAAUCACUUCUACAACGUUCGCAGUCGUGGCCCCCUGUUGAGAUUCGGAACCGCCCAUGUUUACAACCAGUUCUACAACACAAUGGAUACGGGCCUCAACACCCGCAUGGGCGCACAAGCUCUCAUUCAGAGCUCUGUCUUUGAGAAUGUUGGGAAGAAGGCCAUCUUCAGCGAGUCUAGUAAGGAGAUUGGGUAUGCUGUUGCUAUUGAUGUUGUGCUUGGUGGUGAAAGCCAAAACACUGCAUCAGUCGGCACGCUGAAUGCUAACAGCCCUCCUUACUCUUACUCCCUGCUUGGAUCUGCCAAUGUGAAGGCUGCUGUGACCAAGGAAGCCGGACAGACCCUUGGAUUUUGA